Galeopterus variegatus (Sunda flying lemur) is the source of this 984-nucleotide messenger RNA. It is a transcript of the gene POU4F2, whose product is annotated as POU class 4 homeobox 2. The transcript is spliced from 2 exons. Lineage: Eukaryota; Metazoa; Chordata; Mammalia; Dermoptera; Cynocephalidae. Bases 7 to 984 code for a protein of 325 amino acids. Gene Ontology annotation, molecular function: DNA-binding transcription factor activity, RNA polymerase II-specific; RNA polymerase II cis-regulatory region sequence-specific DNA binding. Gene Ontology annotation, biological process: regulation of transcription by RNA polymerase II. The record is from RefSeq and is a predicted model, not a curated record.
GAGGCGAUGCGGAGAGCUUGUCUUCCAACCCCGCAAUUGCAGAGCAAUAUAUUCGGCGGGCUGGAUGAGAGUCUGCUGGCCCGCGCCGAGGCUCUGGCGGCGGUGGACAUCGUCUCCCAGAGCAAGAGCCACCACCACCAUCCGCCCCACCACAGCCCCUUCAAGCCGGACGCCACAUACCACACCAUGAACACCAUCCCGUGCACGUCAGCCGCCUCUUCUUCGUCCGUGCCCAUCUCGCACCCGUCCGCGCUGGCGGGCACCCACCACCACCACCACCACCAUCACCACCACCACCAUCAGCCGCACCAGGCACUCGAGGGCGAGCUGCUGGAGCACCUGAGUCCCGGGCUGGCCCUGGGCGCCAUGGCGGGCCCCGACGGCGCCGUGGUGUCCACGCCGGCUCACGCGCCGCACAUGGCCACCAUGAACCCCAUGCACCAAGCCGCGCUCAGCAUGGCCCACGCGCACGGGCUGCCCUCGCAUAUGGGCUGCAUGAGCGACGUGGACGCUGACCCGCGGGACCUGGAGGCGUUCGCCGAGCGCUUCAAGCAGCGACGCAUCAAGCUGGGGGUGACCCAGGCGGAUGUGGGCUCAGCGCUGGCCAACCUCAAGAUCCCUGGCGUGGGCUCGCUUAGCCAGAGCACCAUCUGUAGGUUCGAGUCCCUCACGCUGUCACACAACAACAUGAUCGCGCUCAAACCCAUCCUGCAGGCGUGGCUCGAAGAGGCCGAGAAGUCCCACCGCGAGAAGCUCACCAAGCCUGAGCUCUUCAACGGCGCCGAGAAGAAGCGCAAGCGCACGUCCAUCGCUGCUCCGGAGAAGCGCUCGCUUGAAGCGUACUUUGCUAUCCAGCCGCGGCCCUCCUCCGAGAAGAUCGCAGCCAUCGCGGAGAAGCUGGACCUUAAGAAAAACGUGGUGCGCGUCUGGUUCUGCAACCAGAGGCAGAAACAGAAAAGAAUGAAAUAUUCCGCCGGCAUUUAG